Molecule: messenger RNA, 1467 nt
Organism: Phytophthora sojae
Lineage: Eukaryota; Oomycota; Peronosporomycetes; Peronosporales; Peronosporaceae
Exons: 1
Coding region: 1-1467 (488 amino acids)
Biological process (GO): transcription initiation at RNA polymerase II promoter; positive regulation of transcription elongation by RNA polymerase II
Cellular component (GO): nucleus; transcription factor TFIIF complex
Molecular function (GO): TFIIF-class transcription factor complex binding; DNA binding; RNA polymerase II general transcription initiation factor activity
Source: RefSeq, a predicted model, not a curated record
AUGAAUCGUUCCGGCCGCAAUGGUCGCGCGGGGGCGGGCGCCUCCGCCGCUGCGGCGUCCGCCUCCUCCUCUGCGGACACGGAGACGCUGGUGCUGCGCGCGACGCCGUCCAUCAAGCGCUACAACAUCGCGCGCUUCGACCUGCCGGAGCUGCCGCGCUUCAGCGCCUGCGCGCAGCCCGUCAUGAUGUACCGCGAGCCGGAGCGCGUGGACGAGGAGGAGGAGAAGGAGGACGAGGCCCCCAUGGGCUACAACCCGGCGCUGCGCAAGCGCCGCCGCCGCCGCCGCAAGGACACGCGCACGGCCGGCUGGGUCAUCGAGGACAGCGAGGGCAAGAACAAGUUCAACGGCACGUUCGAGGGCGGCCAGUCGUCCACGUACAUGCUGCUGGCCAAGAACCGCCACAACGACGAGUUCAGCGUCAUGCCCGUGGAGCAGUGGUUCCGCUUCAAGAAGCCGCUCAACUACCGCACGCUCACGCUCGAGGAGGCCGAGGAGAUGAACAACGAGAAGAAGCGCGCGGUCGAGCGCUGGCUCAUGAAGCACAAGCUCGCGGGCGAGGACAAGCCCGACGCCGCCGGCGACACGGUGAGCGCGCCGCGCGUGCGCACGGGCGCGCUGGCCACGGCCUCCGCCAAGCCCAAGGCCGAGGGGGACGACAUCUUCGGCGUCAGCGAGACCGCGCGUCCUCGCCGCGUCGCGCGCCCCAAGGCGCGUGGAGAGGGCGCCACGGGAGAAGACGGAGGAGACUUCGAGGAGAAGUUCGACGACGACGAGAGCGACGCGGAGAUUCAUAACGAUGAACCGCAGGGCCUCGAGUCGGACUCGGACGAAGACGAGUUCGAGGUGGACCCCGAGGGCACCGGCAAGCUCACGGAGACCGGCCAAGCCAUGAAGGACCUGCUCAAGCGCGCGCAGAAUGGAGAGAUGCUGGAGAACAACAAGGACAAGGAGGACAAUGAUGAUGGCGACGAGGACGAGAACUACACGGCCAAGGACAUGGACGUGAUCAUCAAGCGCGAUCUUGGUGGAAACAUCAUCCGCGAGCGCGUCACGGCCGGCGGGGACAGCGGCGCCUCGGGCGAUACCAAGACUGGCACCGGUGCAGCUGAUAACGCAUCUUCGGCUGACGCUAACGGCAAGACGAAGAGUGGAGCGGCUGGUGUCGAUAGCGCUAAUGGCAAGCGCAAGGCCGACGACGGGCGCAAGACUGAGGAGCCGCCGACGAAGAUUCAGAAGCCGGCGGCUCCUUCGUCGUCCAACAAGCUCACGGAGGCUGGCGUGCAGCAAGAGCUGAUCCGUUACGGCGGACGCAUGCGCACGCGUGACCUGCUGAGGAAGCUGAAGAAGCUGAUUGUCACGGAUAACGACAAGGCGCUGCUCAAGGACAUCCUGCGCACCAUUUGUGACGUUGAAGUGGAUGCGAUCGACGGUCGCCUGCUGGUGCUCAAGUCGCAGUUCCGUUAA